AUGAAUUUAGAUUGGAAAGAAAAUUUUGAAGAAAUUGAAAUAACUAUAAGAAAGGAAAAAAACAAUCGAGAUGAUCUUUUAAAUUUUUUUCAUGAUGAUUUUUUUUUUGAAAAUUAUUAUUCUUUAAAAUUAGACAAUGUAAAAGAUAUUCUAAUAACAGAAGUAUACAUUAGAAUAGUUGAUAAAAAUAAUACUUUCAAUAUAGAUCUAUAUGACAAAAUAAGCAUUCAUAAGGAGGAUAUAAAAAUUAAAAAGCAUGAAGAUUUUUUAAUUUUAAAAUUAAAAAAGAAAGAAAAAAAGUUAUGGGGGCAUUUGCAUUUUUUUUCUUUAUUUAUACAUUAUAAAAAUAAAUUUUAUCCAAAUUUAUUGAAAUGUACAAAAGAAGAAAAAAAUAAAUUAUAUGAUAAAGAAAAAAAGUUUAAAACUUUAAUAAAUAUGAGAAGAAUAAAAAGUUUAGAGGAAUUGAAAAAAAUGAUAAAAAAACAAAAAACACAUAAUGAGGAAUUUUGUAGAAAAUUGGAAGAUGAUGCCCAAAAAAUGCAAUGGAAAUCAGAAGAAUUAAAAAAUGAACAAUUAAAAAUACUAAAAGAAAAUGUUAAAAAAAAAGCUAUUGAUUCUAUAUAUGAAGUGAAUGAGCAUUAUGAUAUUAGUGAAGCUGAUCAAAAUAAUAAUAUUAAUGAAGUUGAUCAAAACAAUCAAGUUGAUGAAACGAAUAAAAAUAUGAAUGAAACAAAUAAUAAUUCUGUUUUAAUAGGAUAUAAUAAUAAUAAUAUUAUAAAAAAAAAUAAUAUAUUAUUAAAUAGCAGAAAUGUUAAAAAUAGAGUAAUAGAGUUAAAAUUUACUGAAUUAAAGAAAAGUGAAAUUCCAGCUAGGGAAACGAGAAAUUUAAAAAAAACAUUAUCAAAUUAUUCAUCAACAAAAAAUUUUUUCUUAAUAAUAUUAAUAGAAAAAGCGAAAAAAAUGUUUUUUAAAAAUUCGGAUUUCUCAAGUUGUUUAGAAAUAUUAAAUUCAAUAACAACUUAUAUUUCAACAGGUUACGAGCUUAAUAGAGAAGAACUUAUAAAAGUUUUAAAUAAUUUAUCUCUAUUAUACCUAUUAACAAAUAAUUUAAAUAAAUGUAUAGAGGAAUGUGAUAAGUGCUUAAAUAUAAUAAAUGAAGAAUUAAAAAAUUAUAGUAAUGAAGAAAUCAACAUCCAGAAUACUUUUUGUGAGAAUCAUUUUCCGAAAACAUUAAAUUUUUUAGAAGAAAUUAAAUCACAAAAUUAUGUUGAAUAUUUGUAUAUAAUAUAUUCAAUUGUAAUUGUAAGAAAAAUUUAUGCUAUGAUAAAAAAAAAUGAUUUAAAAGGCAUUGAAGAAAAUUUUAUUUGUAUAGAAAAGGUCCAGAAUUUUUUACCUAAAUGUUUUUAUGAAAGUAUUAAAAAAGAUGUUCACAACUUAAAGGUUUUCAAUAUAAUAAUUCCACUUCUUGAAAGCCAUAGUUCAAGUAGUAAAGAAAUAAAAGAAAAUUUAUAUAAAUUAAAUAAUCAAAUUUCAGAAGUAACCUAUGAUUUUUCUUUAAAUUUCUAUUUUGUUCUCAAAAGAUCUUUUUAUUUAAAAAAUUUGAAUUUCUUUUAUAAAAAUAUUAUAAAUAUUUUAUUGUGUUUUUUUCAUAUUAUAGAUAAGCACAACAAAAUGUAUAGUCUUCUAAAUAAUAUAGAACAAUUUAGUUUAACAAAAUUUUUGCUUAAUAUAUAUGAAUUUGUUUUACUUUUGAAAAAUAAUAGUAGUUUUAUGGAAAAAAUUAUAGAAAUAGAAAAAUUAAAUAAAGUAACUGAAAAUUCAUUUAUCCAAGAAAAAAUAAUAGACGUUUUAACUAACUAUCUAAUACAAGAUCAUGAUAAUGAAUUUGAAUUUUUUCAAAAACAUAAUUAUACUUUAAAAAGAAUAAUCAUUUUACUUUGUCAUUCUAAUAAUGAUGAAGAAAGGGAUAAAUUGGAAAAAGAAAAAAAAGAAAAAAAUAAAAAUGUAAGAAAAAAUAUUAGUGUAAUUAAUUUAUCUUUUUCAGAUAUAUUUUAUAAUAAUUUAUACAAGUUAAAGAAAAAUAAUAAAAUAGUAAAGGAUAUUAAUUGUUCUAAUUUUUCAAAGAGUGAAUUAAAGAUAGAAUUAUUUGUAAAUGAAGAUUAUUAUAAAAAUUUAAAAGAUAGAUGUGAAUUAUUAAAAAUAGAAUUAUCUUUAGAAAUUAUAAAAUUUAUAUGUUAUACUUUUAAUUUAAUGCAAAGAAUAUAUAAAGAUAAUAUGGAAGAAAAAAAAAUUAUUAGAAACGUAAUAUUUAAUUUAUUAAUAGAUCUUUCUUAUUGUAUUAGUAAUUUAAAUAGUUCAUAUUUAAAAAUUGAAAACAUAGUUAGUGUCAUUUUUCUAUAUUUUUGCUUUUCCUUUAUUUAUAAUUUCGAAAAUAAUGAAUUUCUUAUUGAUACACAAUUAAAAUCAGAAUCAAAAAUACAUUUUCAUAUAUUAACUUUAAAUGAUGUUGAAACAAAUAGAAAGAUAUCUAAAGAUACUAUAAAAAAUAUUAUCACAAAAACAUUUUUAAAUAACUUUUAUGCAGAAUAUAAAAAUUUUAUAGACUUAAAAAAAAAAAAGGAUGAAUAUAUGAAAAAUAGUCAGUAUAACAUAAUGUUAAAUAAAACUUGCUAUUUAAUAAAAAAAAUAAAAAGUAAUAAUAAAAAUCUAGAAAUUGCAUUAAUCAAUAAUAAAUAUGUAGAGGAAAUAUUUAAUUUUCUAAUUUGUUUAAAUAAAGAAAAUUAUUAUUUAAAAUCGAUUCAAUAUAGUAUAUUACUGUUAAGUCAUGAUCUAAAAUACUCAAAUGUUUCUAAGUUUAAUUUAAACUAUAUAUAUAUAAUAAAAAAAAUUUUUAACAUGUCCUUUUUUAUUAAAAAUAAAACAUAUGAAAACCAAACUAUAAAAAACAAUACAACUAUCUUAAAUCAAGAAAAGUUAAGAAAAAUUUUAUCAUAUUUUACUGAUUCUUCUAUUAAAUUUAAAAAUACAAAACGAGUUAAUUUUACAAGAUCACUAACAAAUGGAAAUGUAGAAAAUAAUUUAGUUUGUUAUUUAGAAACUAUCAUAAAAAAAUACAAAAAAAUAAAAAUAUUCAGAAAUAUAAAUUUUUGCCUAAAACAGAUUAAUGCAAACCGAACUAUUAUAAUAAAUAUCCAAAAUAUUAUCAUUAAGUAUUUGGAUAAUCUUUUAAUUGAUUUUCAUUUAUUGAACUGCGUUCUUCAAUUUAAUAGAUUGAAUUUGUCAUCUUAUUUUUUUAUUAAUAAAAAUAUAAUAGAAUUUAAUGAUUUAAAUAGUAAAGUUAUCUCAACAAAUUGCAAAAACGUAUUUAACAACAAACUUGAGAUUAAAAAUAUUGUAAAUUAUUACUUUAUAAAAUAUUUAAAAGUUAAAAUUAUAAUCCUAAAUAAUAAAUAUUACCUUUGA
Plasmodium gallinaceum is the source of this 3462-nucleotide messenger RNA. RefSeq names its product conserved Plasmodium protein, unknown function. Bases 1 to 3462 code for a protein of 1153 amino acids. Lineage: Eukaryota; Apicomplexa; Aconoidasida; Haemosporida; Plasmodiidae. The record is from RefSeq and is a predicted model, not a curated record. The transcript has 5 exons.